Molecule: messenger RNA, 498 nt
Organism: Belonocnema kinseyi
Lineage: Eukaryota; Metazoa; Arthropoda; Insecta; Hymenoptera; Cynipidae
Exons: 1
Coding region: 1-498 (165 amino acids)
Molecular function (GO): nucleic acid binding
Source: RefSeq, a predicted model, not a curated record
AUGCAAGCUUACAAACGUUAUGCUGCUCGACGUGGCAUAAGUACUUUUCUUUACAGCGACUGUGGUACCAAUUUUGUCGGGGCAAAUAGGCAGCUACGAACACUUUUCAAUGAUGCCUUUGCUGUCUCACCAACCAUCAGCCGUUAUCUUGCUGAUAACGGAACUACGUGGAGGUUCAACCCUUCAGCCGAUCCGCACUUCGGAGGACUUUGGGAAGCAGCUGUUCGUUCUGUAAAACACCAUCUUUGUCGAGUAGUGGGAGAUACUUCUCUGACUUUUAAGGAAAUGAAAACCUUCCUCACGCAGGUGGAGGCUUGUUUCAAUUCACGAGCGCUACAGGCUCAGAGCGAUGAUCCGAAUGAUCUGGUACUGUUAAAGCCGAGUCAUUCCGUGAUCGGUUCUCCAAUCUUCACGGUUCCAGAACUUUCUCUCAUCGACCUUAAGCAAAAUCGACUGCAACGCUGGCAGCUUACCAGACAGAUGUAUGAAGAUUUCUAG